AUGCAAUAAAAUCCAGAAUUCAAGUAAAUACAAGCCUUGCUCUAACAUUCUUAAUAACUUAGUACUUUUAACAUUACUUUUGCUUAUAUAACUAAAGCAUAUUGUGCAUAAAGAUUACAUGCAAUCUAUAAAAAAACUCAACAAUAGGUAUCAUUCUUAAUUAUCCUUUUCUAAGGAUUAUAUGUAAUUGCUUUAAUAAUUGAUCAGUGAAUUGGAAAAUUUAAAGUCUUAAAAUCUAUAAUUGUAAAAUAAAGAAGAAAUUAAAAAACAUUACACAGAAUUUGUGUAUAAGUUCUUCUAUGAUGCAGACACCAGAGAAAGAGAUGGAGAAGUUUCCUAAGAGCUCAUGUAAAUGUUUGGAUCUGUUUAAAAGGCUAUUGAAGUACUCCAAUACUUUGAACCUUUGAAUUAAGAUCAAUAAGAAAAGCGUAAUAUGUAUUUAAAUCUUAUAGAAAAGUAUGCCAAAUUUAAGAUGGUUGAAUAACAUAAAAAACUCAAAGAUCCAACUUUAAUUAAACCAAAACCCAAAGAUUCAAUUGAAGAAGAACUUGAAUAAAUUGCUUAAAAAUAAACUUAAUUGACACAAAAUCAAUAAUAAAAUUCAAAUUAAUAAUAAUAAUAUUAAUAAGCAAAUAUAUAAUAACCAUUAUAAUCUAUUAAACCAGUAACUCCUUAAAUUGAAAUACCCUAAACUUAACCUUAAUAAUAAUCAUAAUAUUAAUAUUAAUAAUAAUAAUAGUAAUAUUAAUAGUAAUAAUUGUAAUAUUAAUAAUAAUAAUAAUUAGUAUAAUAGUAAUAAUAAUAAUAAUAGUUAUAAUAAUAAUAAUAACAAUAAUUAUUAUUACAAUAAUAAUAAUAACAAUAAUAAUAAUAACAAUAAUAAUAAUAUCAAUAAUAAUAAUAAUUAAUUAAUUAAUAAUAAAUGUAAUCAUAAGCACAACCAUAAAGUAAUUAUUAAAUUGUUAUUAUAGAUUAAUAAGGGAAAACCUAGAAGCUCACACCAAUGGAAUAGGCCUAAUUGAGAAAUUAAAUUAAAACUAUUUUACAAUAAGCCAUUUCAGAAGUAGAUUUUAAAAAAUAUUAAAAUGCAAAAGAUUAACUUCAAAAAACAUUAGGAAUGUUAUAAUAAUUAUUAGAUAAUUAGUGA
Paramecium pentaurelia is the source of this 1147-nucleotide messenger RNA. NCBI's taxonomy places the organism in Eukaryota, Ciliophora, Oligohymenophorea, Peniculida, Parameciidae. The record is from the annotation of a GenBank genome assembly.